AUGAUAAAUAGAAAAACAAACACUAACGAUGCUAAUUAUAACCCUUUCAUUAGCUCUAAAAUGGCGGAACAAAAUAUAUCUGUAAGCACAAUUGCUCGUUUAUUCAAAGAGGUUUCAUUCCAGGAUGACAAGACUCGAAUUGCGACCAAAGCUUUAGAGCUAUCUGCCGAGUAUAUUCGACUAUUCACGAGAGAAGCCAUAUUGAGAUCAAACGAAGAGAGAUUGAAAGAAGAUUCCUUAUUGAAGGUUGAUGGAAUAGACAAUGUAGAAAGACAACGUAGGAUCGAAAGCAAACACGAAGGAAUUGAAGCUACGGUGGCAGACACAACCAUGCAAAUGGAAGCGGAGGAUGAGGAUGAAGUGCCCACCACUGAUCUCUCCAGUGACAUUGACAUACCAGAUGAUUAUGCUACACAGAAAGGAAACGCGUAUAAUGACAAUGUAGAUUUGGAUAAUGAUGUUUUAGAUGCAAGGCAUUUAGGCAAGAUCGCCGGAAUAUUAAUAUUGGACUUCUGA
Molecule: messenger RNA, 516 nt
Organism: Dujonia railenensis
Lineage: Eukaryota; Fungi; Ascomycota; Pichiomycetes; Serinales; Debaryomycetaceae
Source: the annotation of a GenBank genome assembly